AUGGUGAUGUUUGUUUUUACUACCCUUUUUAAAUAUUUUCUGGAAGAAGUUGCUACCGAAACAGCCGUAGUAGUCACAGCGGCAACAGUUGGAGCAACCGCUACCUAUGUAACAUAUAGAGCGGUUGACUCUUUAGGAACAAGUAGUUCUCCCUCGUCUUCUUAUGUACCUUCCUCCUCUCGCGGGUGUUGCGACUCCCCUACUUACUCAGGAGAAUUAAAAACCAUUUGGGAUUGGUGGGGCAAUGGUCUCAGCGGUGAAGAACGGCAAAGGCUUCUCGACUUGGGUUAUAACGAUCGCAGUGGUUGCUUUAAAUUAGACGAAUUAAAAGGCAUGCUCCGUCUCGAAGAAAAAGCACCAGGCAAGCCAACCAAAGAAGACGGAUUCGAACCAAAGAAAGGUUGGGAUGGCAAAACCUUAGAAAGGGCUCCAAAAAGUUAUCAUAAAAAAGGAUAUCCAGACGACAAAGGAAGGGUUUGGGUUCCCACAGGCGAAAAUACCGAUAAUGUCAAACAACAUGGCAAUCCUCAUUGGGAUAGAGUAUAUCCUGAUGGCAGCCACGACAAUGUUUACCCAGGCGGGGAUGUUAGAUCAGGAAGCAACUGA
Messenger RNA from Ambispora leptoticha, 606 nucleotides. The record is from the annotation of a GenBank genome assembly. Lineage: Eukaryota; Fungi; Glomeromycota; Glomeromycetes; Archaeosporales; Ambisporaceae.